CUAGCGCCUCAGGGGGGCGAUGUAAGACCCAUUAUAGCGGUUUCCGGAAAUCAAGGCAGAGUAACAAUAAUUUUCUCCAUGGUCAGGAGUCUCUACAUGAUACGGGGAGACAAUAGCGAACAAAUGAAUGAAAAUGAGCUUCGUGCGUCAUCCCGAGGAGUUGAAAUUGACCGGAAAUGUGGAGGAGAACUGGAAAUAUUUUAAACAAAGUUUUGAACUCUACGCCUUGGCUGUCGGGCUGGAGGCAGACGAGCGGCGGAAAAUAGCGCUGUUGCUAACGGUGGCAGGCCGCGGAGCUCUGGAGGUUUACAACACGUUUGUCUUCAGUGAAGAAGAAAAGAACAAAUACGACGCUGUUAUAGCCCAGUUCGACCACUACUGCACCCCCAAAAUCAACGAGACGUUCGAGAGGUACGUGUUCCGAACCCGUAUGCAGGGAGAAACCGAGUCCAUAGAUGAGUAUGUGGCGGACCUGAGACUGAAAAGUCGCUGGUGUAACUUCGGGACUCUGUGUGAUUCUAUCAUAAAGGACCAACUUGUGUUCGGAAUAAGGGACAAUGUAGUGAGAGCACACCUGCUGAAGGAGAGAGAUCUUUCUCUGGAGAAGGCCGUUAUCAUCUGCCAGGCCUUCGAAAAAGCAAUAGUUCAAAUAAAGACUCUUGGCAGACAGAGAGGGACAGCGGAAGUGGACACCACUAAAGCGGUGCCCGUGAAAAACGACCACAAACGGAGCAGAGAGUGUCAGUCCUGUGAGAGGUGUGGAUGUAAACAUUCACCGGGGCAGUGUCCAGCUCUGGGACACGAGUGUCGGAGGUGCGGGACGAAGCACCACCCGUCAAUCAGCUGCCCGUUCAAGGAAAAGGAGCACAAGCAAAGCGACAGUGAGGACGAGGACACGUCCGUCUACAUGGUGACUAUAGAGGACGAAUACGGCACUUCAGAGGAGGAGUGGGUCACACACCUGGAGGAGAACGGAGCAGAUGUUCCACUCAAGGUGGAACCUGCGAUCCGUGCGGAAUGUUCACAGAGACUGGAAUAUAAGUCCAAGGAUCUGCUGCUGUUGACUCAGCCUCAAACCCUGGAGCAGAAGAACUCGUCCAUGGGACUGGUGAAACGAGAAGCGUUCUGUGAGAUGCUAGCAGCUACAUCAUCGCCACAAGUGGACUGUCCGUCUCCACACGGCAUCUCCGUUUCACGAAAAUGGAAGCGGAACAACUCACAGGAUCCAUCGCUGCCCUACGUGAAGAAACCUCCCAACGCCUUCAUGCUGUACAUGAAGGAGCAGAGGCCCAGUGUGGUGGCCGAACUGGUCUGGAGUGACAACGCACUGGUCAACAGGAUCCUUGGCCAGAGGUGGAAGUCACUGUCCAGUCGAGAACAGGCCAAAUACUACGAGGAGGCCGAGAAGAUGAAGAAGCUCCAUGCUGAGAAAUACCCCUGGUGGUCGGCACGGGACAAUUAUGGUAAAAAGAAGAAACGUAUCAGGAGGAAAUAUCAUCCUGGCUUCGAAGAGUACGACCAUGCAGUACAACUGGGGGCAGAACCUGGUACUUUUAACGGUACUGACCAAUACAGGCUGGUGAUGCCGAGUACCGACUCACGUUAAGGAAGCAGGUGUAAAUCCCAGUCCCUGACCCCACGUCUGUAGAGAGUGGUGUGAACUCUGAGUGAGCCACGCUGCAGCUGCUCCGGCUUCACCGUCAGCAGAGGGCGCUGGCCUGCACCCACCUCUGAGGUGGUGACAUCAGCGUUGAAAGGAGAAAAGAUUCAGGUUCCGAAAGUUUCCCUGUUCUGGUGUCUGACCUCAAUGGCUGCCUCCUAAAGUUAUUUGGUCAAAUAUAGGGGGCGCUUGGACACACAGGGACAGCUCUGACCCGCUGCUGGUUUCCAUGGUUCUACUCCUGUGUAAAUGACAUGUAAGAAAUGUUUGUGUCACUUUUGUGAGUGAAGCACUUUGCACUGCAGUCAGUGACUGGAGACAAAAAGACAGAAACUAGCCGGUCCGCUGGCCUGAUUUGGUCUGCAGGCCACCAUUUGAGGACCACUGAUGUACCAGACACUCCAGCUCCUACCAUAUCUCUCCUGCAUCUCUGGUCUGCUACUCCAGGUGUCUUCUGACUCAACUUUUGUCAUUUGUCCAACUGAGAAUCUUGGGUAAAAUCUGUCUGAAGUGUGUCGUUCCAACAGUGUGUCGUUCCAAGUUCCUGAUGUUUUUAAAAAAAUGUUUCUGAACGACUAAUAAAAGACGUUUGGACUUAUUUUCUUAUCCUACAAACAAAUACCACACUUUACACCGUAGUACUGUUGGCACAGAGUUGUGUUUUUGUACUUGUUGACACUGUGUAUUUAAUGUCAAUAAAAAUGUCUUCACUGUUAACAAAGUGAACUUGGUCAAAAUAAAUAAAGUUGACAUUUCAAA
Molecule: messenger RNA, 2419 nt
Organism: Cynoglossus semilaevis (tongue sole)
Lineage: Eukaryota; Metazoa; Chordata; Actinopteri; Pleuronectiformes; Cynoglossidae
Exons: 6
Coding region: 128-1606 (492 amino acids)
Biological process (GO): canonical Wnt signaling pathway; regulation of transcription by RNA polymerase II
Cellular component (GO): chromatin; beta-catenin-TCF complex
Molecular function (GO): RNA polymerase II cis-regulatory region sequence-specific DNA binding; DNA-binding transcription factor activity, RNA polymerase II-specific
Source: RefSeq, a predicted model, not a curated record